AUGUCUAGACGUAGAAGAUCAAAUUCAUCAGAUGACGGUGCCCAUUCUCCCUUGCCACCGUCCUCGCCACAACUACAUCGUCAUUCUUCCUCCAUCUUGGGGUCCCCUCAUGGCAUGACUAAUUUGGAAAGCGAUCUUGAUAACGACGUAGAUUUGCCUCAAGAUAUCUCAGAUAUCGAAGAAGCCAUCGACGAAGUAGAUUUGAUGGACGAAGAUAUGUACAAGGAUUACGCCACAGAUCCCGAUAAGGACCAUUACGAUGAUAAAGAUAUAGAUGACACACACCAACAAGAGUUGUCACUUGCAGACAGAAGAAGAAUAGACGCCCAGUUGAACCAAAGAGAUGCACUUUUGAAAGGAGGAACGUAUUUGGACGACGACGAUGACGACGACCAACAAGAUGAAGCUCUUGAUGAAAUGGGUCUCCCCAGACAAAGAAGACAUCGUAAAUCUCGGUACGAGAAUCAUAGCGACGACGAUCUUUGGAGCGAUAUGGAAGUCGAUCCAUUGACAGAAGAAUUGAAUCUCGAAUCCCUAAGCAACAUCAAGGCAAAUUCAUACUCGGAAUGGAUCACUCAACCAAACGUCUCAAGAACCAUCGCCAGAGAAUUGAAGUUAUUCUUAUUGGAAUAUACAGACGAAUCCGGAAGAUCCGUUUACGGGGCACGUAUUCGUACUCUUGGUGAAUUGAAUUCAGAAUCAUUAGAGAUCAAUUUCACCCAUCUAGCAAAUUCAAAACCAAUUCUAGCUCUUUUCCUUGCGAAAUGUCCUCAAGAGAUUUUCAAGAUUUUCGAUUUGGUCGCCAUGGAGGCUACCGAACUACAUUACCCCGAUUAUUCAAACAUUCAUUCGCAAAUCCAUGUGAGGAUCUCCGAUUUCCCCACAAUCCACACCUUACGAGAAUUACGUGAAAUCAAUUUACUAUCUCUUGUAAGAGUUACAGGUGUUGUCACUAGAAGAACAGGUGUUUUCCCACAAUUGAAAUAUAUUAAAUUCAAUUGUUUGAAAUGUGGGACUAUCUUAGGUCCCUUUUUCCAAGAUUCAAACCAAGAGAUUAAAAUUUCAUUUUGCACCAACUGUAAAUCCAAAGGUCCCUUCAAUGUCAAUGGUGAGAAAACCGUUUAUAGAAAUUAUCAACGUAUCACAUUGCAGGAAUCCCCCGGUUCCGUCCCCGCAGGUCGUCUACCUCGUCAUCGAGAAGUUAUUCUCUUGGCAGAUCUGGUGGAUGUGGCCAAACCUGGUGAAGAAGUAGAAAUCACAGGGGUGUAUAAGAAUAAUUAUGAUGGGAAUUUAAAUGCCAAGAAUGGGUUCCCCGUUUUUGCUACCAUCAUAGAGGCCAAUUCUAUAAAGAAAAGAGAAGGUUCAUUAUCAAACACAUCUGAUCUAGAGGAAGGUCUGGAUAUUUUCCAUUGGACAGAAGAAGAGGAAAGAGAGUUCCGUAAAUUAUCAAGAGAUCGUGGUAUUAUAGACAAGAUCAUUUCCUCCAUAGCACCUUCUAUUUAUGGCCAUAGAGAUAUCAAAACAGCAGUGGCAUGUUCUUUAUUCGGUGGUGUCCCCAAAAAUGUAAAUGGUAAACAUUCUAUUCGUGGUGAUAUCAAUGUAUUAUUAUUAGGUGAUCCAGGUACUGCUAAAUCUCAAAUCUUGAAAUAUGUCGAAAAGACUGCACACAGAGCGGUUUUCGCUACAGGUCAGGGUGCUUCUGCUGUUGGUUUGACUGCCUCUGUACGUAAAGAUCCAAUCACCAGGGAAUGGACUUUAGAAGGUGGUGCGUUGGUCCUAGCUGACAAGGGGGUUUGUCUGAUUGAUGAAUUCGAUAAGAUGAAUGAUCAAGAUCGUACUUCUAUUCAUGAAGCUAUGGAACAACAAAGUAUAUCCAUUUCUAAAGCCGGUAUUGUCACCACUUUACAAGCCCGUUGUUCUAUCAUUGCUGCUGCAAAUCCAAACGGUGGUCGUUAUAACUCUACAUUACCAUUAUCACAAAACGUCACCCUAACAGAACCUAUCUUAUCCAGAUUCGAUAUUCUUUGUGUGGUGCGUGAUCUUGUAGAUGAAGAAAGUGAUAAAAGAUUGGCCAAGUUCGUGGUCGGUUCACAUGUAAGAUCACAUCCAGACUCCAACGGUGAAGAUGCUACCGCUAAUAAAGACAACAAAAACGACAAUGACGACGACGAAUCCCCAGCCAUAUCUGCAAGACAAAGAAAGAAAGAAUUAUUAUUGAAAAAGGAACAAGAAAUCUCACCCAUACCACAAGAAAAAUUGAUGAAAUAUAUCAAUUAUGCAAGAACGAAAAUAUAUCCAAAGUUACAUCAAAUGGAUAUGGAUAAAGUAAGUAAAGUAUAUGCCGAUUUGAGAAGAGAAAGUAUAACAACAGGGUCUUUCCCCAUCACUGUACGUCAUUUGGAAUCUAUACUGAGAAUUGCCGAAUCCUUUGCAAAGAUGCGGUUAUCGGAAUUCGUAUCGAGUUGGGAUUUGGAUAGAGCUAUUAAAGUGGUGAUUGAUUCAUUUGUUGGGGCUCAAAAAGUGAGUGUUCGUCGUCAAUUACAGAAAUCUUUGGCAAUUUAUACAAUAGGUAAUCGUUAG
This is a messenger RNA of Henningerozyma blattae CBS 6284, 2580 nucleotides long. It is a transcript of the gene MCM2, whose product is annotated as MCM DNA helicase complex subunit MCM2. The record is from RefSeq and is a predicted model, not a curated record. The transcript has a single exon. NCBI's taxonomy places the organism in Eukaryota, Fungi, Ascomycota, Saccharomycetes, Saccharomycetales, Saccharomycetaceae. Gene Ontology annotation, cellular component: MCM complex; nucleus. Gene Ontology annotation, biological process: double-strand break repair via break-induced replication; DNA replication; mitotic DNA replication initiation. Bases 1 to 2580 code for a protein of 859 amino acids. Gene Ontology annotation, molecular function: 3'-5' DNA helicase activity; ATP binding; single-stranded DNA binding.